This is a messenger RNA of Sporisorium graminicola, 717 nucleotides long. RefSeq lists its product as uncharacterized. Gene Ontology annotation, molecular function: structural constituent of ribosome. Bases 1 to 717 code for a protein of 238 amino acids. The transcript is spliced from 2 exons. Gene Ontology annotation, cellular component: ribosome; mitochondrial large ribosomal subunit. Gene Ontology annotation, biological process: translation. The record is from RefSeq and is a predicted model, not a curated record. NCBI's taxonomy places the organism in Eukaryota, Fungi, Basidiomycota, Ustilaginomycetes, Ustilaginales, Ustilaginaceae.
AUGAUGCUCACAGGUGCAACAUCCUCCUUACUCAGGCGAACCGCCAUUGCAGCUGCAGCCCGCGCCUCGGCAUCACAAGCCCCUGCUUCGCUCGCCGUCGCCUCCACCAGCAUCGCUGCAUCGUCUCCAAUCCUCCCUGCCUUUGCAUUCGGCGGUUCCAUUCAGACGCGUAACUCGACCAAGCGUGGUGGUGGUUCCACCAAGAACAACCGCAACUCGCCAGGUAAACGCCUUGGUUACAAGAAGCAGACAGGCCAAAUCGUGUACCCAGGCCAGAUCAUCUUCCGGCAACGCGGCACCUCGUGGCAUCCGGGCCCCAACGCCGCCAUUGGCAAGGAUCACACCAUCUUCGCCACGGCUCCAGGCUACGUCCACUUUUACUACGCCGAUGCUGCCUCUUCUCCAGCACCGUCCGUCAACGCAGUUGCCACCUCGCUGUCUGGUGUCAAGCUUCCCAUCAAGAAGCCUACGCCCACCCACUUCCACGCCAAGGAGCUCUCCACCACUCCCCACCCUUCUUCCAAGAAGCAGCGUCGCAGAUACAUCGCCGUCUCGCCCAACCCGGAGACUACUUUCCCUCUACCUGUGGGAACACCGCGAGAGAGGCGAUUCGAAAAGAUCGACCUCAACUCGCUCCAGAACCAGAUCGACCAGCUCAAGAUCCACCAACAAGGGAUUGACAACACCGAGUCGGCCCCAUCUUCGGCCUCGGCUUGA